AUGAGGAAGGUGCCACUGCCUAGGGCAAUGUUGUACAUGACAAUGCAAUGCUUGGGAGCUAUAUGUGGUGUUGUGAUUGUGAAGGGGUUUAAAGCAGGCCAGUACGAGAUGGUCGGAGGGGGUGCCAACAAUCUUGGAGACGGAUACUCCAUACGCAGUGGCCUUGGUGCCCAAAUUGUUGGAACGUUUCUGCUUGUCUAUGCUGUCUUCUACGCCAAUGAUGCCAAACGAAAAGCUCGAGACUCUCACGUCCCUGUAUUGGCACCACUGGCUAUUGGGUUUGUUGUGUUCGUGGUACAUUUGGCUACAAUUCCUAUCACAGGGACUGGGAUCUACCCUGCAAGAAGUCUCGGUGUGGCAGUCCUUUACAACAAGGAUCGAGUUUGGGACGACUAUUGGAUCUUCUGGGUGGGACCCUUUCUUGGGGCAGGUCUUGCAGCUUCAUAUCAUAAGAUUGUCAAUUUGUCACAAGGGAGCACAUUCUGCUCAUCACCCAGCAAGGGAUUUGGACCGAAGGAAUCUUAUAUAUUUAACAAUUAUGAAGAAGUUUAUGAUGUUCGCAAGGUCCCGUUGUCAGGCCUAACAGUUGAAUUAUCGGGUAGCUUAAGCGUCUAA
Messenger RNA from Prosopis cineraria, 615 nucleotides. RefSeq names its product probable aquaporin PIP1-5. Lineage: Eukaryota; Viridiplantae; Streptophyta; Magnoliopsida; Fabales; Fabaceae. Bases 1 to 615 code for a protein of 204 amino acids. The record is from RefSeq and is a predicted model, not a curated record. Gene Ontology annotation, biological process: response to water deprivation; transmembrane transport. The transcript is spliced from 5 exons. Gene Ontology annotation, molecular function: water channel activity. Gene Ontology annotation, cellular component: vacuole; plasma membrane; plasmodesma.